AUGUCCUUCCCGCAGCUGGGCUACCCGCAGUACCUGAGCGCCGCGGGGCCCGGCGCCUAUGGCGGAGAGCGCCCGGGGGUGCUGGCAGCGGCCGCCGCCGCCGCCGCCGCCGCCUCGUCGGGCCGGCCGGGGGCCGCGGAGCUGGGCGCGGGCGCGGGCGCGGCCGCGGUCACCUCGGUGCUGGGCAUGUACGCGGCGGCCGGCCCGUACGCGGGAGCGCCCAACUACAGCGCCUUCCUCCCGUACGCCGCCGACCUCAGCCUCUUCUCGCAGAUGGGCUCGCAGUACGAACUCAAGGACAACCCCGGGGUGCACCCUGCCACCUUCGCAACCCACACGGCGCCAGCUUAUUACCCCUACGGCCAGUUCCAGUACGGGGAUCCCGGGCGGCCCAAGAACGCCACGCGCGAGAGCACCAGCACGCUCAAGGCCUGGCUCAACGAGCACCGCAAGAACCCCUACCCCACCAAGGGCGAGAAGAUCAUGCUGGCCAUCAUCACCAAGAUGACGCUCACGCAGGUCUCCACCUGGUUCGCCAACGCGCGCCGGCGCCUCAAGAAGGAGAACAAGGUGACGUGGGGCGCGCGCAGCAAGGACCAGGACGACGGCGCCCUCUUCGGCAGCGACACCGAGGGCGACCCCGAGAAGACCGAGGACGACGAGGAGAUCGACUUGGAGAGCAUCGACAUCGACAAGAUCGACGAACACGACGGUGACCAGAGCAACGAGGACGAGGAGGACAAGCCCGAGGCGCCGCACGCGCCCGCCGGCCCCGCAGCCCUCGUCCGGGACCGGGGCUCUCCGCGGGCGGCCGCCGACGUGCUCGAGACCCAAGACUCGCCCCUGGGCCUGGCCAAGGAGGUCCCAGAGCCCGGCAGCACGCGCCUGCUGAGCCCGGGCGCCGCGGCGGGCGGCCUGCAGGGCGCGCAGCACAGCAAGCCCAAGAUCUGGUCUUUGGCUGAGACGGCCACGAGCCCCGACGGCGCGCCCAAGGCGUCGCCGCCGCCGCCCGCGGGCCAUCCCGGCGCGCACGGUCCCCCCGGGGGGGCGCCGCCGCUGCAGCACCCCGCCUUCCUGCCCAGCCACGGACUGUACACCUGCCACAUCGGCAAGUUCUCCAACUGGACCAACGGCGCGUUCCUCGCGCAGGGCUCGCUGCUCAACAUGCGCUCUUUCCUGGGCGUCGGCGCGCCCCACGCCGCGCCCCACGGCCCGCACCUGCCCGCGCCACCUCCGCCACAGCCGCCUGUCGCCGUCGCCGCGGGAGCGCUCCACGGAGACAAGGCCUCAGCCCGAAGCAGCCCGGCGCUCCCAGAAAGAGAUCUCGUCCCCAGGCCGGAUUCGCCAGCACAGCAGUUAAAGUCGCCCUUCCAGCCGGUACGCGACAACUCGCUGGCCCCGCAGGAGGGGACGCCGCGGAUCCUAGCAGCCCUCCCGUCCGCCUGAUUAAGGGUCUUCUUUUACUUUUGCGG
This is a messenger RNA of Cynocephalus volans (Philippine flying lemur), 1472 nucleotides long. RefSeq names its product iroquois homeobox 1 (gene IRX1). Gene Ontology annotation, biological process: neuron differentiation; cell development; regulation of transcription by RNA polymerase II. Lineage: Eukaryota; Metazoa; Chordata; Mammalia; Dermoptera; Cynocephalidae. The transcript has 4 exons. The record is from RefSeq and is a predicted model, not a curated record. The coding region runs from base 1 to 1446 and encodes 481 amino acids. Gene Ontology annotation, cellular component: nucleus. Gene Ontology annotation, molecular function: DNA-binding transcription factor activity, RNA polymerase II-specific; RNA polymerase II cis-regulatory region sequence-specific DNA binding.